CUUUGGGUAUCAGUGUCUGUAAGGUUAUCUUAUACUAACGCGGCUAGCAAAACGGCUAACUCGCAUUCGUGAAAACUACAGCUGAGCCGACGUCAGACAACACGCGAGCAUUAACCAAAACUCUGAUCUUGGUUCGAGGCUUCAGUGCCCCGAAAGCAAGCUGGCUAACCACGACCGUAUGGCGGUUGGGAAGGAAUGUGACCUCUAAAUUCUCGACUGUACGCAUUCAUUGCAAUAUACACUCAGUGAGCACUUUAUAAGGUACUAUGUAUGGGAGAGUGCGGUGGGUGCUAUGGGAUGUGAAGGACACCCUAUUGCGAGUCCGCAAGUCAGUGGGGGAGCAGUACUGCCAGGAAGCAAGGCGGGUUGGGCUCAAUGUCCCUGCAGCUGAGAUUGAGUCGGCCUUCCGUUGUGCUUACCGCCAACAUUCUCGCCUCUACCCAAACUAUGGAAUGGUCCAGGGGCUUGGUGGGCAAGCCUGGUGGGCAGGGGUGGUGCAGAACACCUUUUCCCAGUGUGGGGUAAGGGACCAAGUCCUGCUUGACAGACUAGCUGAAAAUCUCUACCACGGCUUCAGUGGGCCAGAGAAUUGGGAGGUGUUCCCAGACUCAGAGAAGGCUCUGCAGGGAUGCGUGUCCUUAGGAUUGCAGCUUGGUGUGGUGUCCAAUUUCGACAACCGCCUAGAAGGGAUUUUGCGUGGCUGUGGAAUGCUGUCUUAUUUCAGCUUCCUGUUGACUUCUGAGAUGGCAGGGGUGGCCAAGCCUGACCCAGCAAUCUUUCAGCUGGCACUGCAGAGGUGUGGGGUGGCAGCCACAAGCGUGGCACAUAUUGGUGACCACUAUACUAAUGACUUCCGCACUGCACGCUCCUUAGGCAUCCAUGGAUACCUAAUUGACAGGAAAGGUGACACUCGCCCACCAGAGGUUCCCACUCAAUAUCGACUGUGCUCCCUGGAUGAACUUCCAAUGCGACUUCAGCAAGAUACACAUUAAAUUUGUUAUUUAAAAGAGUCCACCCCCAAGGUCUACAGUGAGCUGUACUCGGAAUUAUUUGACAACAUCAUGCCAAGAUUAUGUCAUGGCCUCAAAUGGAAUUACUGUUCAGUGGUCCAAAUCAGAAUUAGGAGUUUACUUUGUCACUUAAAUAUAGUCAGGUCCAUAAAUAUUUCUACAUUGACAAAGUUAUUGUUAUUUUAGCUGUCUACCACAGGAUAUUGGAGUUGGAAGUAAAUUUAAUUUGAGGGUAUUUACAUCUAAAUCGGGUGAACGGUGAAUACAGCCCUUUUUAUAUAUAGUCCCCCCAAUUUUAGGGGCUAAAAACAAAUUAGACAAAUUAACAUAAUGAUAGAUUCAAAUGUCAUUUUUUUAUACUUGGUUGCAUAUCCUUUGCAUGCCAUGACUUGCUGAUGUCCGCGACUUAUCAACAUCAUCAGAGUCUGAAUAUGUUAUUUUUGAGUUUGCAAAGAAUGGUGCAAAAAAAAAAAAAAAAGGUCUGCGGACAGAAAGGCCUUGUUAAUGAGAGAGGUCAGAGGAGAAUGGCCAGACUGGUCAAAGCUGACAGGUAGGUGACGGUAACUCUGAACACACAACACAUAAUAACUCUAAAUGGAUAGGCUAGAGCCUUUAGAAGUCUAAAAAAUAAGUCUAAUAAAUACCUAAUAAAGUGCUCACAGUGUAUAUCAGCUACUGUACCUACAAUGGGCUCCAGAAUUAUGGGUACCAUUGACUGGCAAUGCAGAAAAUAUACAUUUAAAAAAGAAACAAUAUGUGUUCAGAAUGUUGAACAUAGACUGUACUUUAUGAAUGUUUCAAUGGAAUCAAAUAUCCUUUUAAUAAAAAAUAGAUUUGACCAAA
Messenger RNA from Conger conger (European conger), 1853 nucleotides. RefSeq names its product haloacid dehalogenase-like hydrolase domain containing 3 (gene hdhd3). NCBI's taxonomy places the organism in Eukaryota, Metazoa, Chordata, Actinopteri, Anguilliformes, Congridae. The record is from RefSeq and is a predicted model, not a curated record. The coding region runs from base 267 to 992 and encodes 241 amino acids. The transcript has 4 exons.